This is a messenger RNA of Physcomitrium patens, 4099 nucleotides long. Its product is annotated as zinc finger CCCH domain-containing protein 27. Gene Ontology annotation, molecular function: metal ion binding; RNA binding. Gene Ontology annotation, cellular component: nucleus. The record is from RefSeq and is a predicted model, not a curated record. NCBI's taxonomy places the organism in Eukaryota, Viridiplantae, Streptophyta, Bryopsida, Funariales, Funariaceae.
AGGUGGGGUUUAUGCAAAGUGAAGCACACCCCAAGGGGGGGGGGGGGUACUGACUAAAGUGGAGCUAGUCGAGCAAUGACACUCUUCAAGCAAUGGAAAUUACACUUUUGGGUGUGUGUGUCUGAGGUUGUCGGAGGGGGUGCUUCAUUCAAGAGGAUCCAGAAUUAGGGUUUGGUGCUCACACCCCUAAAAUCGCACGUAAUCUGAUUCCUUGUCUUUGCUAUGCUCUCAAUUCUAUCCAAUUCCUGGCUGCCCCCACUGCCCCGUAACCGCUCCACUCUUGCUUUCGCCUUCCCUUCUUCCCUCGCGGCUGUUCCACUCGCCUCUCUUCACGUCACACCUCUGCCCUCGUCUCUGCCUUCUUCGUUGUUGCUGCUGAUUUUGUCUCGUCUCGUCUUGUUUUGUCUUUGUCCUGUUCCCUUGCUUUCUUCUUCUUUUCUUCCCUUCUCGUUCCCUGUCUGCGCGCGUGUGUGUGUGUGUGUUUUUUUUUUUUUUUUUUUUUUUUUUUUUUCCCGCUUUCGUUUUGAUGCACGCGCGCCCGGGUGCUCUGGUUAUGGCGGACUUUGGAGGCGUUUAUGGUACGGCGUUUGGAUAGCGGUAUUGCGCUGGGAUGGAGAUGGUGAGAAGGAAGGUUGUGUAGGGCAAGGAGGAGCAGCAUGAAGAUUGACGAGACGCCUCUGAAUCUCUACUUGAUCGAACACCUAAAACCAUUGACUGAUGCAGACCCUACUUUGCUUGCUGUCUAUGUUGCGGCGCUGUUAAAGAAGAGUAAGCCCAGGAAGGAACUUCAGACAUUGUGCGUGGACCAGCUGUACGACUUUCUGGGAGAAGCCGUGGGUGCAGGAACAAAAUUGUUCAUCGUCAACCUCUUUCAUGCUCUUGACGACGGAACGAUCCCCUCCGGAAUGGAAGACGUAGCAGGUGUCAAGCCUCUCCAUAACACGGAGUCCCUUGCUGGUGCUGCAGAGACCAGAAUAUCACCUUCUCAUGUAGAGAGGCUACCGAGUGCUGGCGCUCAGGAUUGGGACGACGAGUUGGAGGAAGAAGAAAGCAGUGAUGACGAUCGGAACCACAAGCAUCGGCGCCGAGUUUCUCUAUCCCGGUCUGCAGACAGAGUAGACGAACCUAAUGUUUCCCGGUACAACGGAGGUGGUUCAAACGAUCUCAAACGCCAAGCCGGUGACCAUGGGAGAGGAGGAGGUCAAUUCGAUCGAGAAAGGUCGUCAAAGUUUGAUAGACGGACAGGUCGUGAUGCUGGAGGUCGGUUCAGCAACGGAGACCAAGCUGAGCGGGGUCUAAUACGAGGGGGCGGUCCUCCAUUUCGGGGGGACGCACCGAACGUGCGGCUCGAUGGAGUGCGUAUGGGUCGCGGCAGAGGGGCCGGGAGUUGGGCUGGUCCUAUGCCGCCUCCCUUUGUCGAUGCACCGCCUCCUUUGCCCCCAAACGCAGGUUUUUUCCCAAACGGCAGGGGCUUGGGUGGGCGCGGGGUUGGGUGGCCCGGAGGGUUUGGGCACAUGGGUGGCAUGGGAGCUGGUUCGUUGGAGCUCUCGCAUGGCGGGCGAGGACCACCCGGAGUUAUGAACCUAGGGAUGGGAAUGGGCAUAGGACCUGUGCGACCGAGGUGCCUGGAUUUCGAAGAGCGAGGAUUUUGUCUUCGAGGAGAUCUGUGUCCGAUGGAUCAUGGUUCCCACAUCGUCGUGGAGGAUGUGCAGAGCCUGUCGAAAUUCAACCUACCCGUCAACCUGCCAUAUGGGCGAGGUAUGGCUGUGGCGGCCGGGCAGAUGACAGCCUCCAAUGCCAUGCUACCCGCUCCUGCACCUGCAAGUUCUCGAGGUAGCCGGGGGAACCGAGAGCCAAGCAUUUCUCCAUUAGAAGCCUCGAUCACGGUGAAUGGUCAAGUGCCUGGUGCCGAGGCUGACCUGUAUGACCCUGAUCUAUAUGACCCUGAUCAACCGCUUUGGAAUAAAGACAGACCCGAGGCGACGGGAAGGAUUAGAAAGUUGUCAGCGUUUCAGGCGGAACACUCUGAAGUGGGAAAAGAGAAAACAGAACUAAAGAAGAACACGGAGGGGCGAGGAACUGAUGGUGGCUGCAGAGGUGCCAACAGCAGCGGCUUGCAUAGCGGAGACGCAGGGUCCACUGUGUGGGAUCGUAUUGGGCCUGUAGAUGUAAGCGCUGCUAGUGGGGAGGUGAAGGUAGAGGAUCAUCUGAGCCAGGGGAGAGGAGUUUCGUGGCAGCCAGGAAGAUGGGGUCACUGCGAAUCUGACAGCGGAGCCACCAACCUGAAUACAAAUCCUGGACGAGAACGAGGCGCUGCCGGGUGGGCAGAGGUAGGUCUUCCAUUGAACCGCUCCAAAGAGGGGACCAACUUGGGGCCACGCGCUCCUGGGCGCAGCGUAGAACGUGCUCAACGCACACUCUAUGUGAACUGCAUACCUCCCAAUUCAAACCGGCGAGAAGUCUUGCUUACGCACUUUGAAAAAUUUGGACGUGUUGUGGAUGUUCGAAUUCCGCCACACAGUCACAGAGCCUUUGUCCAGUUUGCUACUCGAGAAGAGGCAGAGUCGGCAUUGGCUUCCCCCGAUGCUGUAUUGGGGAACCGCUUCAUACGAUUGUCGUGGGCUAACCGUGAUAGUAUCACUAGUGACAAUGGCGCUUCCACUUCUUUUAUUGGUCAGCCGCCAACCACUGGCUCUGAGCCUGCAGGUGGCCAUACUGCACAGUUGGUAAAAGGUAGGGAAAAGCUGAGUUUGACUGGUCUGAAUGGAGUCGUUGCCGGCCUGUCAGGAGCCUCAACCGCAGAAGGCAGCAACAAAGCUACUACGCCGAAUGGUUCCACAUCUUCCUUGCCCAGCCCAGUAGCUGUGGCAUCAAAGAAGCAGGAGGAACUCGAGCUAAUGCGUGAGAAGAUUCGUCAGAAACAAGAGGCCCUCGCUCAGAAACGCGACGACUUUCGGCGGAAGCUAAAUAAGCUCGCCAGCCAGGGAGUCACAGGAGCGGAAGACCCUCAAGGAGACCAUGCCAGGAAGCGGCAGAAAAUAGACAAUUCUGGCGACGCGAUACCGUGCAAAGAAGGUGCUGGUGUUAUCAGUUUACCCACUAAUUUUGGCCUCAGGAAGACAAAUUCUUUGGAAGUCGCGCAGGUGGGUGUGCGACAGGUGCCAUCUAAGCCUAUGAGAUCUCCCCACCCUCGAACAGCUUCAGGGACGUCUACGGGACAUCCCGCAGCUUCUUGGGGCCCCGCACGAUUCAAACUCGAUAACCGCACCACGGCUUUCAGGGUUCUACCCCCACUUCCGUCCACAGUUACUGAUGUUGCAGCUGUAAGAGACCAUUUCGCCGCAUUUGGUGAGCUAUCAAGCGUAGAAGUCGAGGAUGCCGAGGGUCACAAAGCGGACCCAGAACAGACGUGGAGCACGAACAGCUCCGUACGGAUAAGCUACACAACCCGACGGAGUGCGGAAAGAGCCAUGACGCAGGGCAGGUGGUUUCACGGGCAGUCGUUAAAUCUGGUUUGGGGCUCUGUUGGUUCAACGAGUCGGCUAUUAGAAGGUCCUGUCCCCGCCGGCAAGGCCGCCCCGUCCGAGCACGAGACCACCGGUAGAUGCGUCGCCAGCGAAGUUAUGGAGGAAGCAUCUGCUGAAGAGGUGCACCACGUGGAAAGCAAGCCAAACUUAAAAGAUGAUUCUCUUUUAAGUCCAGCUCGGGUGGUGUGAUUCACCAAUAACACCAGACGCCUGAGAUGUAACAGGCAUACUUGCACCUGUCUGAAUAGUUCUGAAUGUAUCAGGAAUCCCACUUUGCGUUGGGAAACUCUCGAGUGCCUCAUUAGGAACGAGGUUUGCUCGACACAUUUAGUGCAGUGUAGACUGUAAUUUGUAAGCCUUUCAGUUUCCACCUUAGUCUUUUUUUCUUUUUCUUAGGACUUUCAGUUGGCAAGAAGUCAAGCCAGACGUAGAGCUCAUGAUCAAUAUGUGCAGUCAAAGAGCAAUUUUUGAAAAUCAAAAUCAAGCAGUCACGAGGCUGGUUGUAAACAGCCAAGCAAGGUGGUUGUGGCUGCUUACUGCCACUUCCAGGUCACCCUUGCCAUUCCAAAUCA